AUGUCUGGAGGUAAUAUCAAAGUCGUCGUAAGAUGUCGGCCCCUCAACGCUCGCGAGCUGGCAAGAGGGGCAAAAGGUUUGAUAAAGAUGGAAGAUAAUCAAACUAUUUUAGAACCUCCGGAAAUUACAGUGACUAGUAGUAGAGCUGUUGAGAAGAAACCUCAGGUGUUCUCUUUUGACAAAAGUUACUGGUCAGCUGGGCCUAGAGAUGAACCACAAUAUGCCUCUCAACAAACUCUCUACGAAGAUCUUGGUGUCGAAUUACUCGAUCACAGUUUUGAGGGAUUUAACACUUGUAUCUUCGCAUAUGGUCAGACAGGCAGUGGAAAGAGCUAUUCUAUGAUGGGUUACGGAGCCGAUAAAGGGAUCAUACCUCUAACUACUUCCGAGUUGUUCAACAGGGUCGAAUCACGCAUGUCACAAGAUACUAAUUUAUCAUAUACUGUCGAGGUUUCGUAUAUUGAGAUUUAUAAUGAGAAAGUACGAGACCUACUCAAUCCCAAAAACAAGGGCAACCUCAGAGUACGAGAACAUCCUUCACUCGGACCAUACGUGGAGGAUCUCAGCAAACUCGUAGUGGAAAACUACAGCCAAAUGAUGACUCUCAUGGACGAGGGUAACAAGGCGAGAACCGUUGCUUCUACCAAUAUGAACGAGACCUCUUCCCGAUCACAUGCGGUCUUCACUCUCAUAUUGACCCAAAAACGUCUGGAUCCCACGAGCAACAUGACCGGAGAAAAGGUGUCCAAAAUUUCCUUGGUCGAUCUGGCCGGCAGUGAACGACAAGCCUCAACCGGUGCGACGGGAACCAGAUUGAAAGAAGGCGCCAAUAUCAACAAAUCGCUCACGACUCUCGGAAAGGUCAUUGCAGCUUUAGCGCAAGCCAGCAACCAGACCGGCAAGAAGAAAAAGGACGAUCAUGUCCCCUACAGAGAUUCUGUUCUCACUUGGUUGUUGAAGGAAAGUCUCGGAGGGAACUCUAAGACCGCUAUGAUUGCUGCUAUCUCACCCGCUGACUACGAAGAGACCCUGAGUACUCUUCGUUAUGCAGACGCUGCGAAGAAGAUCAAGACCCAUGCUGUGGUCAAUGAGGAUCCCAACGCCAAGCUUAUCAGGGAGCUCAAAGAGGAGCUCGAAAUGCUUCGCAGCCGUGUCUCUGGGCAAGCAGGCACGGACGAAGCAUCCUACGACCCAAAUAUCUCUCCGGAAAAGCAGAUCGUCACGUAUCGUACAAAAGAUGGCGAAAUUCGACGUGUCACAAAGCUGGAACUACAGGACCAACUACAAGCAUCGGAGAAGCUCAUGGAUAGUCUCAAUCAGACUUGGGAGCAGAAAAUGGUUCAGACGCAGGCGAUACAUGUCGAGCGAGAGAAAGCUCUGGAAGAGAUGGGGAUCACCAUUGAUAAAAAUCUGGUUGGAGUGCAUGCCCCUCAGAAACAUCCUUCCCUUGUCAACCUGAAUGAGGACCCGCUCAUGUCUGAGUGCCUAGUAUAUCAGCUGAAGCCCGGUACUACCAUCGUAGGCAGUGUCGAUGAUGACAAAGCUCAAAUACGUCUCUCCGGCCCUCACAUCCUCCCCGAACAUUGCAUUUUCUCCAAUGUUGAUGGUGUGGUCACCCUCGAAGCCAUGCCAGACGCGCGUACAUUCGUGAACGGAAAACGCGUUCCUCCUAAAUCUCCAGUCAAACUUCUCAAUGGAUUCCGAGUCAUCCUGGGUGAUUUCCACGUCUUCCGUUUCAAUGAUCCCGGUGCCGUACGAGCUCAACGUCGAAAACUGCGUGAAUCAACAAGUGUCGAUCAGCUUUCAGCGGACAACUCACCAGGUUUUCGCUCCGAAUCACCUUAUGGUAAUGGCAAGCCCGAACCUGAGCUCAUGGACUGGUCAGCUGCCAGACGAGAAGUGGCAGAUAUUGAGAAGCUCGGUGAUCAAGAUCUUGACAAGUUAUUCGACGACAUCAUCAAAGUCAGAACUCAACGGAAACGUCCUGAAAGUCGGGCUGACUUGACCACGGAAUUGGAGUCAAGAUUGAUGGUAGCGUCCAACACGGAAGAUUCAUUGGUGGACGGUAAUAAUCCUUGGGCCACUAUGCAAGGAACGACGUUGACAAGUAACUCGAUCGCUACCCCUGGAGGUCUGGACCUAGAUCAAGCUAUUAUCGAAGAAAUCUCAGAGACCGAUACGGAACAUCCUUUCCCUAUCGUCUCAGUUGAUGCGCAAAAGGUAGCCGAUGCUGCGUUGGAACAAGAACAUCUAACGAGACAGCUGAGGGAUAUGGCACAGCAAGUCAGGUUGGUCAAAUCCCAAGCGGCUGUCGCGAGGGCGUUGGAAAGGACGGUGGUGGAAUCUGCCAAUUGGUCUGCUAAAGAGCUACGACUGGUGAAAUGGGCAGUGGAGCGGUGGAAACGUCUUCGGUCAUAUACAAUGGCUGAGGAGAUCUUGAAAGGUGCUGUAGAUGUAAGAGAGGCGAAUGUCAUUGCUCAUGAGAUGGGAAAAUCAGUCUCUUAUAAUUUCCUCAUAAGUCGAGGAGCAUCAGCUGGCUCGGUAUCCUCUCUAGACGAUCUCAACGGAGUGGUCGAAUUUGAAGAUGUUUCCAAUUCUGUCGGCUCAUCUAUCGGUCCAGGUGUCAGAAUCAAAGUUAUCGAUCGGAACGCUCAAGCAGUAUACGUUUGGGAUCUCGCCCGGUUUCAUCAGCAAUUCACUAAAAUGCGUCAUGUACACGCUUUGAAACAACGUCCGAACUACACCUUACAUUUCCGAACGGAUGAAGCUUUUACGGAUAAUCCUGCUCCCACAUUCUCCUUUAUCGGUUCUGCAAAAGUUUCCCUCAACCUCCUAGCAAAACAGGUUUCUUACUCCUCUACCGUUCCCAUUCUCUGUCCUUACACUAUGGAAGCCAUCGGGUCUUGUCUUGUCGACAUCAAAUGUCCCUCAUCUACAAGUUCAGGCAUCACCACACCCGACUCCAUGCGUACUUCCAUAGGCAACUCUGUCGCUGUUGGAACCAAACUCACAUUCACUAUCACGGUGGAUAAAGUCAAAGGUCUUACAUCUGUCAACUUUUCAUCGGUCCAUGCUCAAACUCGUCUUUCGUCUCUGGUGGGACCAUCCGUUUUUGCUGAAGAUACUUUCGCUUCUCUACCUGUAGAUCUCAAAAAGACUUCAGUAGCUCAUUUAUCUCUUCGACGCACGGUGUCCAUCAUCAUCACCCCUGAAAUACUUUCUUUCCUUCAAGAGAAUUACGCCACCAUUGACUUUUUCGCCAAAGUAACACCUGAAUAUCUGAAUAGAUUAGAACGAUGGGACAGAGUUCGUGAAACUUCUCCGUUAUCCGGAACCGGAAGUAUCACCCCGAAUCAAAAGGGGGAUACUCGUCCUGAGAUGAGACGAUGCGAAACGGAAUUCAUCUCUUCUCAACAUCAUGAUAUUCUUUCUUCUCUUGAAAUCCGUGAACUAUCUUCUUCAGGGGAAUACGUACCAUCUGAAGUCAUCGAUAAUAUCUUUCAACUUCAUCAAGGACUUCAAAGACAAAUCAUCAUCAAACUUCAUCAUUCUUCUGGUCGUUCUCUCCCGUGGCGUAAAUUGACACAUGUUAGUACAUCAGACGUUCGAGUAAUUGUCAAAGGCAACAUAUCUAGCGUUAGUAAACCAGAAGUAGAAGUUAAAUUAUCAUCACAAUCUGUUGAUCAUCAUACAGAUGGAACUACGACUCUUUCCGCUCUAGGAUUUUGGGAUACAGCUUCACAUCAUUCUAAUCAUUUAGAUAAGAAAACACCUUCGGAUCAACAUAUCCUCAUCAAAGUCAUUUGGGCAGUGGAAGUUGAGAAUUUGGAUGAACCAGCAAUGAUGAGUUAUGAUCUUCCACUUCGUAUCCUUGGUAGGGACGCAAAACGGAGUUCUUUCUUUAAUUUUUGGGGAGGAAAUAAGGUACAUAAUAAUAUCACUGUCGUUUAUUCUGUGGAUCUAGCUCCACCAUUAGCUAGGAGCACACAGGAUUUAUGGAGAUUGGAUACGGCGAAGAAACAUGUGAAAGGGGAAGAGAUUCUAGGAGAUUGGAGACCGAGAAGUCUAAGUUUGUUGGAAGAUUUCGAAAGGUUGAUAAGGGCUGAACAUGCUUUGGCGGAUGUACAAAGUACGAAAGCUGUUUUGGGUCCGUUUGGGGAGAUGGAAGGGAAAAGGGAAAUGAAAGAGGAUGAAAAGGAUGGGUUGUUGAGAAGAUGUGUGGAGUUGUGGAAGAUGGAAUUGGAUGGAAGGAUAAAAAUCAAUCUUAACAAAGACACGGCAGAGGAAUUGGCCAUAGCGAAAAAAUACAGAAAGAUGAUACCAGAACUUGAACCAAAACUCGUGCCGUCUGUCAAACAGGUUACUCUGACACAAAACAUCAUUAAAUCAGGUCCUAUGAUGAUACUUCGCGAUUCACAAAACGAUCAUUGGGAAAAAUUGGUUUUUCUCUUACGACGACCGUAUCUUUGCGUGCAUGAGAAGAUGGGUGAGAGGGAAAUUCAGAUCAUCAACCUUUCGAAAGCUAGUGUUGCACCGAGUCCUGAUGUUGAGAUACUUCUUGGGCAUAAAUUCGCUUUCACCAUUUUCACACCUACCAAUUCUUAUAUCGUACGGACCGCCACGCAACAGGACAUGGACUCGUGGAUGAGUGUGAUCAGUACGAGUGCGGAGGCAUGA
Molecule: messenger RNA, 4677 nt
Organism: Tremella mesenterica DSM 1558
Lineage: Eukaryota; Fungi; Basidiomycota; Tremellomycetes; Tremellales; Tremellaceae
Exons: 22
Coding region: 1-4677 (1558 amino acids)
Biological process (GO): cytoskeleton-dependent intracellular transport; microtubule-based movement
Cellular component (GO): microtubule; kinesin complex
Molecular function (GO): ATP hydrolysis activity; ATP binding; microtubule motor activity
Source: RefSeq, a predicted model, not a curated record